UCUAUUAAUUAACCAUCCAUUUCGAUUCGGCCUCAUAUCAAUAUGACACCAUCUUUAAAAGAAAUGUCGAGGACCAUUUUAAUUCUAUAUUUUUGUGAGAUAUGCGUCUCGUAUAAUUAUACAUUAGAUAACUCCAAAGGUAUAUUUGAAAACUUUAAACUGAAGUAUAAUAAAGUUUAUGAAAAUAAUUCGGUGGAGCUGGAACAUUUUAAUAUCUUUGUUUCUAACUUGAACGACAUUGAAAAACUUAAUGCCUCCGAGACUGUUACUUACACUGUAAAUCAAUUUACUGACUUGGAUCCCGCUGAGGUGGAAGAACGAUACGCUAUACACAUCAAACCAUACGAUAUAACAUCGAAUGGUACGGAAGAUGGCAAAAUACAAACUCAAGGCACAGAGCAAGUAACGCAAACAUGGAAUCCAUCCAAUCUCUACAAUUUGGACGACUCGGAGCAACUGUUCGAAGAAUAUUUAAAAAAGUUUAAAGAUAAAAAAUAUAGUAAAAAAUUCGAUCGUUUAAAACAUUACUAUCGUUUUGUCAAGACAUUGGUGACGAUAAAUAGAGAAAGACAAGAGGGAAGUAAAUAUAUUACGAGAUUAGAUGAAAACGCAGACCAGCUGGAGGAACCCUUAGAAUACAUGUAUUGAUGAUUUUUUAUUCACCUAAUGCAAUUGAUUUUUGAAUUUAAUUACUAUAAU
Molecule: messenger RNA, 699 nt
Organism: Aricia agestis (brown argus)
Lineage: Eukaryota; Metazoa; Arthropoda; Insecta; Lepidoptera; Lycaenidae
Exons: 2
Coding region: 43-648 (201 amino acids)
Source: RefSeq, a predicted model, not a curated record